UGAGAUGAGAUGCAGUAGGACAAUAGUUACGCAUUAAACUGUCAUCAACAAAAUAGAUGUAUAUUAUCUUAUUUUCACCAAAGAAGACUUCUUUCAAGAACCAUUAUCUAUUUUCGUAAUUUAGUUUCUUAGUGGAUUCAGAAAUGCAACAUAGUUCGAUUUUUGCAUAAUGCAUAGAAAAGGAAAUUAGCGUACAACUGACUUCACAAUAUUUGCUUCUUUUUUAGGAAAGAGUUGCUACAAUACCUUUAUACUUUAUAUUCUGAUGGAUAAGGUACAUCUUCUGGAAGAGUUGGCACACUUGAAACGCUUGAUAAAGAAUCAUGAAAAUUCUCGUGCUUUAAUCAAAUUACAAGAAAGAAAUGCAGAUUCAGUCGAUAGACGCCAUCAAAGAGUUAUUGAAAAACAGAAGGGUAAAGAUGUAAUAGAUCAGCGCAAUUGCACAAUAUUCAUUAAUCCUGUAAAAAUGACUGCAGUUCAUAAUAAAAAACAGUCACUAUCUGUCAAGAACACUGAACACCUACAAGAUAAUAAGAAAGCAAUUAUGAACAAUGUUUCAGCCACAGUUUACAUCAAUCCUAAUUUCUCAAAGGCCAAAAUUAGUCAGUUCAAGUCAGAAAUCUCAUCUAGUCAUAAUAGAGCUAAGAUUUUACGUAUGAAAUCGAAUACUGUACAAAAGGGUUAUAUUAGUCAAGAUGUUAAAAUAUUAAACUCAUCGCAAGAAGGAAACUCUUCUGUAAAGCCUCAAGUUUUAUCAUUAAAACCCCAAGCUUCAAGCACUUCAGUUGCAAAAAAUUCUUGUAAAGAAACAAGUAACUUAAAAAUAUUCAUCAAUCCAGAGUUUAGGACGGAACAGAAAUUGAAGAAGAAAGAAGUAUCAGAACUACAAUCUCAAACAACAGUUGAUGUUGGGCUCGAGAAACAAUUAAAAAGCCAAACUACUACACCAAGUUUUGAAGCUAAGAACUCUCAAUUAAUCACUGAGAGCCAUUCUAAAGAUUUAGGUAAUUUAACAGACAGUAAUCUAUCAAAGGAAUUUACUGCUCUUAGUGUACAUAAAAAAAGAAAGAUUUAUAUGAACCGGUUAUUAGCAGGUAAGGAAGUUGUCAAGAAAAGGAAAAGGUCAAUAGAUGCAAUUUCACUGUCUAGCAAGAAAAUAUUUCUCAAUCCUAAAUUUAAGAGAGGAUUUGAAGAUUUAGAAGUCCCCUCUACUUCCAAUUAUGGAAAGAAAAUCAAUCCAGAAGGUGAUAUUUCUGUGGGAGGAACUUUACAACUAAAAAUUAAUAUAGAAAACCCAGUAUCAAAGAAAAAAGAUCAGCCUGUUGAUGGACAGAAACCAAUUAUGUGUUCCCCAGACAUAUCAAAAAAAAUAUUAAUACAUUCAAAGGAAUUGCCAAAAAAAAUUAUUGGUCAAAGAUUGAGAACUCGAAGUACCUGUUUGGUAUCUGUUAGUUCAACUAAACUAAUACGUAAGAGAAAAUCAAGCCAGAACAUGUCUGAGUCAAAUAUUAUUAAGAUGGCUACAAACAAACCUAUACUCCUAACAAAAAAUAAACUAGUUAGAAAUUCACCUCUCAAAAAAGCAACAAUGAACAAUGUAAUGAUUGUUGGUAAAGAAUUUAAUAAAAAUAGUUUUACUAAAUAUAAAGUGAAUCACGCUCUUCAAAAAACCAAUGCACUAUGUCAAGUUGACACAAACGAAAUUAUGAAACGAAAGUCUAUUGCAGUAAAAAGUAACAUUACUUUUGUGCCAACAUCUAGUACCAUUGUUGCAAGAAUUAGAUCUAAAAAUGGGAAAUCUCUUAAAGUGGUGAGGAAAAAUAUUGAUAGAAACAAACAUCUCUCUGAACAGAAUAGAAGAUUGAGUGUGAAUGCUUUACAAGUGUGUAAAACUCAAACUAAGCAAAGAGCUAAUAACAAAGUUUUAUGUAAUGUUACAACCAAUGUUACAAAGAAAAACCAGUUUUCAAAAGUUAAUGUAUCAGUUAAUAAAACAUCACAUCUGCCAGCAGUUAAUUGCAGUAAAUAUGUUUAUAAAAAGGCUGAUAGGAAAGAAAGGCUGCUAACUAAAAGUGCCUUAAUGGACAAAACUAAGAAAUUAGCCUUAAUUAAAGCAAAUAGCCGAAAUAAUGUCUCAGAACGAAUAAAAUAUAUCAAAUCUAAAUACAGUUUGAUAAGAAAACAAUCUUUGAAGUCACUUAAACUUAGAUCAAACAAGGAUACAAAGUCUAGAAAAAUAUCAACACUUGUUUCAAAAAGAAAAUGGAAGCUGGAAAACCAUCUGCUGAAAAACAAGAGAAAAAAUCUGAAAAUUGUUAACAUAGGUGGAGUGUUUUAUCACUGUUCACGUACUUCGCUCACUAGAAACAAACCCACGCGUAAAGCUCUACAAGAAAAAAGAAAAGGGCUUUUACUGCAUAUCCAUGGUCAAAAAUUCCAAUUUUAUAAUAAUGGGAAAUCUUUGAAAUGUGUGGAUAAGAAUUCUGGAAGGAGACGAAUAGACAUUGGGGGAGUAACAUAUAUAAGAUCUUCAACAGGAACAUCUUUAACUAAAACAAACUACCACACUGCCAGAUCAAUACUGGUGCAAGCCAAGCAGAGGAGUAUAUCUUUGCUCAAUAGAAAACUAAGGAAAAACAACGAACCUUGUCCUCUAUACCAUCGGUUUGGACGUUGUUCUGGGAAGGAGCGAGGUACCUGUGUUCGUCAACACAACCCCAAGUUUGUGGCAGUUUGUAAAAAAUUUGUGCAGGGUGCGUGUUCGGACUCGCAUUGUUUGCUGUCACAUGAGAUGACCUGUCACAACAUGCCGAGAUGUCAGCACUUCUUGGCUGGUCAUUGUGGGAGAGACAAUUGCCCCUAUCCGCACAUUAAGGUCAGCGACAGCGCACCACUAUGUUUGGAUUUGCUUAAAGGCUUUUGUUCUCUUGGAGACCAGUGUGCCAAGAGACAUCAAGCGAUUUGUCCAUCUUUUGAAAAAGGAACUUGUUCGCGAGGUAAGUACUGUCCUUAUCCUCAUCCUAAAUCCAAGUCAGAUGAAAAACUCAAAGGAAAAUUUAAAUACCUGAAAAGGAAACCUCAGCCUGAGAAACACGUUGAAAAGGUAAGUCAUUCUAAUCUUAGGUAUUUUGAAGAUGUAAACCUUCAAAAGGAAAAUGAAAUUCAGCUGACUGAAAAUCUUGAAAAAACAGUGAAAGACAAUUUCGAAGAGGAUGAAGAAAGAAGCCAUCCAUUUAAAAAUCGCCCAAGACUUGGUAGUCUUCCAUCUUUUAUCCCUCUGAGCUUUGAUGAUAGCAUCAUUGAAGAUAAUACUGCGCAGUCAUGACAUGGGAUGAAUGUAGUGAUUGAUAUGUAAAUGUGUAAUAGGAUAUGAAACUUUAAAUUUCAUUUUGUGGAUUGACGUUUUUGCACAUUGUUGUUUUGAAUGAAUUUUAUACAUCUGUUUUUCUUUUUUUUAUUUUGCUAUAAUUUUGUGUUAUAGUUGUAAUUAAAAUAUUUAUAUUUUGUUAUAAUAUUAUUCUUGAUGCCUUUUUUAUAUUGCUUAAUUAUUUUAAGUAAAUUUUUUUCCUUAGGUAACAAUGUAAUAAUAUAUGUAUACUAUGUUCUAUUGUGAACACAACUUAAAAUGCAUGCCAUUUACCAUGUAGACAUAUAUACCAAGAGAUUUACUCUCACAUGAUUAAUUCUUUAGCUUUUAGAUCCAACAUUAAAAUGUGAAUAUUUUUAUAGUUUGAAGUCAAUACUUAUACAACAUAUCAAUAUGAAUAAAUGAAAAAAAAACCUGUCAUUAAGAAUGUAAAACAAUAUUACUACCAAAUUGUAACAAUAAGCAGUAGGGAAAAGAAGCAUGAACACGAAGUAAUUUCUUAAAAAUAAGAAAAUUUUUAUCUUUUAAAAAAGGGUUAUACUUUUAGCCGUUUCAGUGUCAACAUCCUCAUUUUAUAGAGUUAAAAAAAAUUAUCAUUAACUCUUAAACUGGCAAUCAAUAUUAUAAUGUUAAUUCGAAUCAAUUCUGUAGUGGCGGUCAACAUUAUAAUGUCCGAUUUUUAAUCCAGUGAGUUUUGAUUUAGUAAAAAAAGGUAUUUAUUAUUUGAUUAACGAUUUUAUUAUGGAUCUUUAUAAAUUUAUAAAUAGUGUUAGUAAUUUCAUGGUUUUAUACGUGACAUGUUAGGAGAUAUAUUAGUAAGUCUAGGACAAUCUAGGCUAAUGUGCAGUGCAGUAGUGAAGUGCUUGAGAGCUACAAUAUCAGUGAUAUAUAAUGAGUAUAGUUUAUCCUUGGUUAUGGUUUAUAUCUUGUUUUAGGCUCCCAUUUCAAUAAUAUCCCAACAUUUUGCGGAUAGAUUGUCUGACAGAGAAGUCGUUGACAUGUCAGAUUCAGACAACAUAGGCCUUGCCAGUGACACCUAGGUUACCCUUUUUACUUUUUGGAACCCCAAACUAAGCCAAUAUUACAGCAAGUCAAAAUUAAUAUUUAUUAAUUGUAAAAUGUGUGUAAUAUAUAUAUAUAUAUAUAUAUAUAUAUAUAUAUAUAUAUAUGAUUCAUAUAAUGAUAGAGAAAUGAUUAAUCAGGGAACAGUUUUAUGUAAAUGUAAAAAAUGUAUAUUUAAAAUGUAGAAAGUUGAAUGGUAAAUUUGAUCAGGCCUCAGGGUAAGCUGUUAUUUAGUAGAGUAUCUGCAUGCAAAUUUACGUACAUGUACAGAUCACUAUCACCAUCUUUCGAUACUUUGAACUUGUGCCUAAGAGUUAGUACCCAAAAGAAACGAAUUAUUUACUUUCUUAAAUGCUCUAUAUUUAAUUUUUUUUUAUAUAAAAAAACUUUAUUAUGCUUGAUAUAUUUUUCCAAUUUUUAUUGUUCUAUAAUCUUCAAUUGGUGAUUUGAUGUCUUCAGUAGUGGUAGACAGCUUCUCCCUCGUGUUUUUCUUGAUGGCAUCUAUUUUGUUAAAGACCAUCUAUAUCUAUCUCUAUCUCUCUUCCUUUAUCAUACAUAAAAAAAUGAAAAAUCACAUUGGAGUAGGUCAGGCAAGUAAGGUGCGUUAGACAACAGUAUCCUGUCACUUUACCAAAAACUGGCUACUACCAACAUGCUGUGUGUGCAAAUGCAUUGUCACUUGUCACAGUCCUCUAUCUGCCAACAUCCCCAACCAAAAUCUUCACUCAGUUUUGCUGAACAGAUUUCCAAGUUACACGCCUGUUGCUACACUCAUGCUUUUUAAUUUUAUAUAAUAAUGUUUAAAUUUGACAUUAUUUAAUUUUUCAAAUUAUGCCAUUGCAUUCAAUUUAGCAAUAUUUUGAAUGUGUAGUGUAAAACUAUUGAAGUUUUUAUGAAUGUGUCUUAUUAUAAAAGUCUUAAUGUUAGUUACAUGUUUCCAAAAAUGGAAUGAUUGAAAUUGUCUUUGAGUUACUACUUAACAGAUAAUUACAAAUUCAACUUAGGGGACUUAUGAAACCUGUUUAAAGUACUUUGAAUAUUGAAAUGUUAUAUUGGGCUGGAUUGUAAUUAAUUGGUAAUGAACAGAGGAUUCCUUAUUGUAAUCAAGUCCCUAUUCGUAAUCUAUGUUACGAAGGAGUUUUUUUUACCAUUUCUCCUGCUCAGCUGUUUAAAGGAAGUCUAUUGUUUGUUAUGGAUACACAUAAGAGAAAUAGGGGCCUGUUGUGGGGGAGAACACAUUGACAGUCUCCAAUACUAUCUGCUAAUGCUUAAAUUGUGACAUUACGCAACAGUUGUUGAUGUUUAGUAUAAGUUUAGAUUUUAUAAUACAUUGUAGAAAGGCAUGUACAUUUAAAAAGCAGUAGAUUGUUUACAUGAAUAAAACAGUUGUUGAGUGCAGAGCAGUUUGUGAUAAAAUUAUAGCCAUAGUUGUAAAUUUGUAAUUAUUGCAUGUUGUAAUUUAUUUCCAUUAUAGGAUGUGUUCAAUACUUAUAUAGAUUUAUAUUUUUAUAUAUAGCCUAUACAUAUUUUAUAGUACAAUUUCAAAGUACAAAUGUAUAUAAUUUAAUUAUUAUAAAUAAAUAAUCUUUGUCUAAACAAAGUGCAACGGUGUACAUUUAUCGAUGAAAAACGCAACAAUUUAACAUGAAUUGUGUAAAUCUGUGAUGUAAGAAAUAUGAAUAUUCCAUGUCUUUUUUAUUGCAAAUAUAGUUUAAAAAAUAGUUAUUGUAUGAAAAAAAUACAUUUCGGCACGUAAUGCCUAUUUGAAAUUAUUACUGAGCAAUGCUAAUAAUGAAUAGAAUCACUGUUGGUACUUUUGUGCAAAGUAUACCAUGCAUGUUUUGGUAUAAACUUAUACCUCAGUUAUUCCUUGGAAAGUGUAAAUAAAACACUAUUAUCAGAAAUUUUAACUAUUACAUAUUCCAAAUUUUGGGUUUGUAUAAAAGAUACAGAUAAACUAGAAGGUACACAAAUCAUAUUGUUAUUUAUAAAUUAUAGUGUAGUAAUUGCUGGCAAUUCCUGUUGCAAUAGCAAUCUUCCAUAUGUAUCACCAACAUAGUAUAGUAAGCAAAUAAUAAUUUAAUUUGGCAAAUAUUAUAUUGUAUCUAAAGUGUAAAUCAAGGUUAAAUCCUUAUUUCAGUUAAAAUGGACAAAAAUAAAUUAUUCAACAUUAAUAUUGUAUCUUUUAAUCCUAGGUAAUUUAUGUAAUUUGAUUACUUAUUAAAAAAAUAAAGCGAUUUAAAUAAA
This is a messenger RNA of Homalodisca vitripennis (glassy-winged sharpshooter), 6676 nucleotides long. RefSeq lists its product as uncharacterized. The transcript is spliced from 8 exons. The record is from RefSeq and is a predicted model, not a curated record. NCBI's taxonomy places the organism in Eukaryota, Metazoa, Arthropoda, Insecta, Hemiptera, Cicadellidae. Bases 266 to 3325 code for a protein of 1019 amino acids. Gene Ontology annotation, cellular component: nucleus. Gene Ontology annotation, molecular function: metal ion binding.